This is a messenger RNA of Myotis myotis, 5590 nucleotides long. RefSeq names its product ubiquitin conjugating enzyme E2 W (gene UBE2W). NCBI's taxonomy places the organism in Eukaryota, Metazoa, Chordata, Mammalia, Chiroptera, Vespertilionidae. The record is from RefSeq and is a predicted model, not a curated record. The transcript has 6 exons. Bases 70 to 525 code for a protein of 151 amino acids.
GCGAGCACGGCGGCUCCGCCCCCUGCGUCUCUGGCCUCGCCGGCCUCGGGGGGGAGGGAUGGUUCCAUCAUGGCGUCAAUGCAGAAACGACUGCAGAAAGAACUGUUGGCUUUGCAAAAUGACCCACCUCCUGGGAUGACUUUAAAUGAAAAGAGUGUUCAAAAUUCAAUUACACAGUGGAUUGUAGACAUGGAAGGUGCACCAGGUACCUUAUAUGAAGGGGAAAAAUUUCAACUUCUAUUUAAGUUUAGUAGUCGAUAUCCUUUUGACUCUCCUCAGGUCAUGUUUACUGGUGAAAAUAUUCCCGUUCAUCCUCAUGUUUAUAGCAAUGGUCAUAUCUGUUUAUCCAUUCUAACAGAAGACUGGUCCCCAGCGCUCUCAGUCCAAUCAGUUUGUCUUAGCAUUAUUAGCAUGCUUUCCAGCUGCAAAGAAAAGAGACGACCACCAGAUAAUUCUUUUUAUGUUCGAACAUGUAACAAGAAUCCAAAGAAAACAAAAUGGUGGUAUCAUGAUGAUACUUGUUGAUGCCACUAUUAUCAUCCUCCUAGCAGAAGAUAGUCCUACUGAGAAAAUGAGCACUUUGAUCAUUCAGUCUUUGAACUUUAACCUUUGACUGGAAGUGACCUAUAGGCAAUGAAGACUACUUCCUUUUACUGCAUUUUUACUCGUGUGCAUUCUGGGCGCAUGUUGAUCGCUGGUUCAGUCCAGGCAGCUGACAUGCUUUUAUUAGUCAUACAGUAUUAAUGCAGGUGUCAGGAAAUGUCAAAUAUAAUUCCAUUUUUUAUUUUUAUUUUUUUAAGCUUUUGGAAAAGUUCCAGGUCCUCAUGUAUUGUGCAAUAACAAUGACUUCCUUGACGGUUUUGGGACGUUCAUUGCCGGCAAUGGACGUCAUAACAGGAAAAAUUUUCAUUAACUCCUGCCACCCAGUGAUUAAUGCAUGACGGGGCCUGGGACAUUAACGUAACGGUUCUCGUGGGAUUAUAAAUAAAGUGAGGGAUCCAAUAUUACUUUGAAAGUCACCCCAACUUGCUUCUAUUUGGAUUCUAUGCACUGUGAUCCUAAGGUUAACAGCAUGAAUUAACAUGCAUCUUCAAAGGACUGUAAUGAAAGAUCAUUGCGUAUUUAUUGAAUUGUUUAUAUCUACUGUCAAGUUGUUUUGACAUGGAAGGUUUUCAAGUAACAUUGGCAGAGAGGUACAAUAUGUUAUCCCUAUGGUGAAAAUAAAUUCAUUUGUUGUAUAUAGUUCCUUUAAUCUUUGAAGUAAAGGUAUGAGUAAUAAUAGGGUAUGAAUGGUUUAAUCAAGGCUUUAUUUUGGAAGAAAAAUGGCAGUGAUGAUUAAAUUACUGCAGUCCAUAAUUUGGGCUUGUUUGUACAUUAAUGAUUUUUCCAAGUAGAGUACACUCUGUUACUUCCUGCUAGCCAUCAGCAUGAGCCCUACUGCCUAAACACUAUUUCAUUUAUUUGUUUCGAAAACCCAAAAACAUUUUUUGUUUGCCAUUUUGUUUCUUUUGUUAUGUUUUAAGUCAAGUUUGAAUGUUACAAUACUUUAAUUGAAAAACUUUUGUCAAUUUUUUUCUUGUAAAUUUUCUUUACUUGUAACUAUCAUCUUGUCCUUCAAUCCUGUACCCUAAAAUAAGAAAUACAUUUUUGACAGAGGCUUAAUGUUUUAUCAAAGAGUGUGGACAUUUUUAUUUUAAAAUUUAGGCAGAAGUACACUAUAGAAUGGUAUGUUUACUUAUUUUAUUUAUCUCACACAACCAUACAGUUAUUCCUGGAGAGAUUUCUUUUUUGUUUUCUUAUUUAAAAGACUUUGCUUACAGUCUUUGCUUUACAGUCACAUUUUUUCUAUAGGAAAAAAAUUGUUGAAAGGUCCAAUUCUCAGUACCGUGUAAGUUAAUGAUACUGCAGCUAGGCUCUCUUUUUUAAAAGUGAUUAAUGUAUUUUAUAAAUUACCUUUUCACAUAUGCAAAAUCUGUUUCUACUACAAUGUUAUUUUUACUAAUGCAUAUUGUUGCACUCUUUUGACAUAUCCUGCAGUGAAUUUAUGAAUCAAUUUGGGCUUAAAAAUAAAAGCCAAUUGGCUGAAAGGUUUGAAAUAUGUACCCCAGCAAAACUGUCCAAUCAAUAAUUGGCAAGUAAUAUUUUAAAAUUUGUUUUUAAUCUCUGUAUAGACAACAUUUUGUAGCUUUGUACAUGUUGUUAAUUAUGGGCAUAUAAUUUUACACUCUAAAGUAUAAUUGCUGAACUCAGGGGUGGGUAGACUUCAAAAAUACGUCUGCUUUAGAAAUAACUUGAAAAAAAAAAUUAAAACUAUAGCCAGCCACCAAAUUGUGGACACUGUUUAUACUGCUAGUUAGCAACUACCACUUUUUAAAAUUAAAAACAUUUUUUUCUCUCUUGACUAGGCAUAAAUAAGUUCCCACAGUAGUCUUUAUCUGUCUUAACUAGAUGGCCUAUUUAACCAAGACAGAAAAUGUUUUUGGAGAUGCUUUGAAUUACUCUUAGUUUUUAACGGCUUUUUAAUAUGAAAAUCGCAGCUGUAAAUUAUGUAUUUUUCAUAUUUUACAUAACUGCUCUAAACUGAUUAACCUGAUCUUUUUCGGGGGUGAGGGUGGGGGAAAUUCUCUUCGUUCUGCUGGUUCUCUUACUAAAAUCCUUUUAUUUAAAAAAAUGACCUGUGACAUUUAUUUUCCGAAAGAAUUGAUAUACCAGGUCAAAGAUUAACAAUGCUAUAUUAUAGAUAUAACCUCAGUUGAGUUUUUAAAAUACGAAUAACAGUAUUUUAACAUACCUCUCUCUCUACAUGGAGACACCAUAACAAUUAAAAUGAAGCAGAGGAAAGUAAAGGAAAACCAAAUAAUUUCAGUACAUUUUAUGGUUUAAAGAGAAGAAAUGAAGAUGAAAUAUCCUAAAAUAUAGAAACACCGACCAUUCAAAAUUUACAAUCAGAUAACACUUUAUUUCUCCCUUGAACUUAGGAAUCAUUGACAAGUCCUUUGCACUUAGAUUUAACGAGUUAAUUUUAAAUGUAAGUUACAUUAUUGGAAGACAUAAGAUGUUUACCUGAGUCAUUGCUCUGGAAAGGGCAGUUAAUGGCUUUGUAAUAAUUAAAUGACUAUUUCUCUGUGAUACGUUGUUGAAAGACAACCACAAUGCCAAGAAAAUGUACAUAGGAACCUGCUCCUUCCCUCUUCCCUGCUUCGCUCUGGGGCACUGCCUGCUGUGGAGGCCUAAGAACCCUCUCACAUUCAGACAGUGUGCACUUCCUUCUUGUUUGUUUGUUUAUUUAUUUAUUUAUUUUAAGGCCAUUCUUCUGGUUUGCCAAAUUCUGUUAAGACAGUGAUGCAUUCAAUUCCUUAUUUUGCAUGCUUAGAUCAGGAACUUGGCCCUUUCAAAAAAAGAGGAAAAUACUAUUAUGUCAAGUAGGUAUUUGCCGUAGACUUUAAAGAGAGAAAUGGUUUUCAGUUUUUUUAAGAUAAACUUUUUAAAAGUAAAUUUUGUGGAUGUUCUCUUAAGGAAUUUGAUAUUCACCUCUAAAGGACUUUACUUGUAAUGUGUAAAUUCUUCCUUUUAGCUAGCAGGGAAAUAAAAAUUUUUUUUAAUCCCCAGGGGCAAAUGCUAAAAACAGCUUUUCUAAACAGUUCACCUGGAGAAAGAUCUUAAUCCUUAUUGACUAGGUAUACCCAUAUUUGGUAUAAAAUAACUAGAAUAGUUUAUUACUUUUUCCCUUCUGAUAUUUUAAAUAUAUGCAAUAUAAUGUAUCAUUAGAUUCCUGUGGUGGAUAAUUUUUUCAGAUUCUAAAACAGGUAUCUAGUGGCUGCUUGAUCAUCCCCAGAUUACAUCAAAGAUGAAUUGACAGAUAAUGGAAAUGAGUAGUGAUGUGAAAAUGGUAUGUAACCACAUAUGACUUGUUUCUGCUAAUCAAGUCUUAUUUUUUAAAAAGCCUAUUGUUUUUGAGAAUUGAGAUAUUUAAGCCUUGUUAAAGCUUCUCCCUAAAAAUAGAUGAGAAGAGGAGGUACUGUGUGUUAACUUUUUUUAAAUAAAGAAUUCAGUGUCACUAGUUCUAAGGCUUUAUAUUCCUGCUUGUAUUUCUCGGUCUCACUUUUAUUUAGUUUUUUGUGCAUAUUUUAGCUGAAUGCUUUAGAUUUGUAAUUGUGCGAGUUGAUUUUUAUAAAGAACUCAGUCUUAACCAUACGUUUCUCUUCUAAGGUUUCCUUGGUACCAGAAUCAGCUGCUCUGGUAUUCUGUGUUGGGCAUGAGUCAGAUCUGUGAAGAGGGUGUCUUUCAUCUGCACCAACUGGCCCUAGUCCUCUUUGCAGUCGGUUGUUUUUUGUUUUCUUUUUUAUUCCUCUUUUUCCUCACUGUGUCCUCACAGAUGUGUGUGUAGUGUUUUGUUCUUCAGCAGUUUCUGACUUCCAAGUUUUUCGCCCUCCCUCCUUCCUUCCUCCUUUACUUCCCUUUUCCUUUCCGUUAAAUUACUUGUUUUGCUAAAAGUAUAUUUCUGUUUAAGUUUCUAAGUCACUUUGAGAUUUGGACUCUUUUUAAACAAUAAUUUGUAGGAGACUUUUGCUUUCUCAGCAUAAACUGUGCGUUUAUCAUUACCAUUAGAGGCCCACAGAAUUUAAACACAUCCUUCAAACUAAAUCUGUCCCCUGAAGUUGGAAGUUCUGGUUCUAUGGUACUGACUGUGAUUUUAAUUCUAAAAUGUUAGUAUUGGAAUAUAUAUUUGGGGGUGAAUCUCCAGAAUGUUUACAAGAAUAUGUUUUUUAUGAAAGGUACUUGGUUGGUUAAAAAAAAGAAAAAAGUAACACCUGCAGUCAUUUUGAAUGUGUGCAGGGAAUGCCAGACUAGAAGCUGGCCUGACACACCUAAAGAACUCCAGCUUUGUGAGCGCAGUGCAGUUAGUGGGGAAAGGACAGUUCUCGGUCUGAUUCUUGGCACAUACACUGGCAGGUUUUGAGGAAACUGUUCCUACAUUCCUUCUAAGCUCAAAGGCAGAAGCAUGGGCUUUAGCUUGUUCAACACGACAUCACUUGUCACAUUUCCUGGUGUAUGGAAAGAGUAAAUAAUCCUGCCUCGCUACUUAUAGGGCCUGAAGCAAGACUGCUAAGCAAUUGGGUAGAUUGUGUCAGUUACCAUGAAAAUACAAACCUCUCCAUAGUUAAUCACAGAUUGUUCACAUGAAUGGAAUGGAUUGUCAUGCUUGAGGUAAAAUAAUUCUUUGAAUAGAUUAUUAAAUUAAUUAUCUAGAAUUGACUGCAUGUUUAUAAGUCAAAAUGGAUUUUUUUGUUCUUAUUUGGUACCAUUUUCCUCUCAAUAUUCAGAAAUACACAUUGUACAUUUUAUUAAUAGGAAUGGAAGCUUGCGCUUGAAGAUUUGAAGAGGGUGAAUGUGUAUAUUUUAUAAAUCCAAGUUGUAAAAUAUGUAAAGCUAUUGCUUUUUAAAUAGAAUAUAAAUGUUAAAGACAGAUAAAGCCUAUAUAUUAUAUAUUUUUAAAUACAUGUAUCAAACUUUUGUUAGUUGAAUAUAAAUUACAUUGUGUGCUUCAUGGAAUUCAGUAACUUUUAAUAAUAAAGCAGUUGUUAUUGUU